Molecule: messenger RNA, 3010 nt
Organism: Acanthopagrus latus (yellowfin seabream)
Lineage: Eukaryota; Metazoa; Chordata; Actinopteri; Spariformes; Sparidae
Gene: senp7b
Product: SUMO specific peptidase 7b
Exons: 22
Coding region: 299-2878 (859 amino acids)
Biological process (GO): protein desumoylation
Cellular component (GO): nucleus; cytoplasm
Molecular function (GO): SUMO-specific endopeptidase activity
Source: RefSeq, a predicted model, not a curated record
UCCGGCACGCCAGCGGGCGUGGUGACGUCAGGUGUUGUCAUGUCAGUGUCGUGCCGCUGAGUGUUUGGAGUAGAGCAGCUUGUGUCCGGAGCUGCAGCGGUUGCUUGCGUGGUUUUAACCCAGUUUCUGACUCCUGCCGAGCGGACAACUCCUCCUGCACACCUCAUGAGCCGGCCGGACACUUUACCGACUCUUAAUACCGACCAGACGGCAGCCGGCAGCUCACUUAGCUCUGAGGCUAGCUGGCUAACGGUCGAGCUAGCAGCUUAGCUGGCUCCACCGGCUGAGUUCAGGUCGCAUGGCGUCUCCAUUCAAGAUCCCGAAGAAGAAACAGCCUGCAGGUUCGGACUCCGCCCGCCUGCACCUGCAGUCCCCACUGUCCCGCCUCCAGAGCUCCGCCCCUCAAUUUAAGGCGAGUAAUGUGGACCAGUACAGCAGAGCUGCAGCUGACAGAAUGCAUGCUGGGAACAUGCUCAGCUCCUCAACAAACAGACAGAGCACGCCGUGCAAGCCUUUCUUCAGAGACGUCGUCAAAACGCUGCUGGGACUUAACAGCCCAAACGAAGGAGUGUCAGCAGCCAAUCACAGAACAGCCGGACGCUUGAGCAGCCAGUCACAGCCAGGACAGAGAGCUGAGUCGUCCUCGGCCUGUUUUUCCAACAGAUGGCGCCCAAAGAGAGCGUCAGACCGGCUGCUGAAGUCCGACGUAUCCUCCGAGCCUCCAUCUCCACCACAGAAGAAGAAAAGUGACCUGAGUGGUUCGUUCGGGUCGACCAGAAGAAUCUCUGUGGACUCUCUGGACUCUCUGGACUCUCUGGCGGAACUGCGAGCAAAAGAGCAUGCUGGGAGUUUGAGUUCAUUGACGGCGGGACGAGAAACGUGGAGGAGAGGGGAGUCCGGCGGGGACGCUGCUGAGAGGAAGAGCGAUGCAGGAAACCCUCCUGAACCUUCGUCUUCAGAGGACAAAUUCCUGUCGCCGCCCAGACCCAGAAACAAACCGUCGGAUCAUAAACCUGAACCCAAAGAGCCCCACAGACCCUCCGUGACGCCCGGUGGCAGGCAGAGCCUCGACAGGACAGCGUGGCUAGCUGCCGGCAGAAACCUGAGGGACGACCUGAGGGAAGAGGAGAGGCAGAGGUGGAGGGAGUUCAGGAAGAACAACACGUCCAACAGAUCGGCCGUCCUGCGGCUCCGACUGAAGAAACCCAAACAAACACCGGCAGACACCGAACCGAUCGUGCUGUCGAGUGAAGAGGAGGAGGAGGAGGAGGAGGAGGAGAGUGAUGGAGAGGGAGGAAGCAGCAGCUGGGUGGAGGGACCCCGUCCAGGAAGCUCAGUGCAGAUACAGGUACAGGCUCAACAGGCUUGUUCUUCCAAAGGUGAAACAGGUGGAUGUGAGCUGCCACCACCUUCCUACAUGGAGCUGGAGUUUGUCUCGUUUCACGCCGGCCUGACUCAGGCUGAUGCCAACGGGAAGAUGUUGAUCACUGAGAACGGCAUCACGGUUCCUCUGAAAGGAGCUGAGGAGGGGGAGGUCACCGUGGUGGCAUCUCAGGUCCGGGGUUACGGCGUGUGGGAUGGGGGCGUGGCUCAGGGCGGGGCUCUGUUGGCUAGUUGGGAAGGCCACGCCCCCUCGCUGCUCUUCCUGUGGGUGACCGAUGCUCAGGCCAACCUGCUGCAGAUGGAGCUUUCCGCCAUUCAGACCUCCAACUCUGCCUCAGGGCCUUCGUGCUCCUUCCUCCUGCUGGUGUUGACGGAGCAGCUGCAGGAGCUGCAGACCGCCCUGCUGGCCUCCAUCUUGGACAUGGAGGAAUACAGGAAGGGCUCCUCCUCCUCCAGCGGGCCCACCUCCCCUCUGGACUGGACCGACGGGCUGCUGCUCCUUCACAGCUGUCCUCCUCCUCUGGACCAGCACCUCCUCAGACUGCUGGGAUGCUCCACGCAGAAAUCCAGUCCGUUGAGAAACGACCAGAGAAAGAAGAACCUGAGUUCUUCGGGUCUGCAGCAGCUUCCCACCAGAUUGAUUCAGUAUCCGCUGGCGCCCUGUAAAGGCCGGAUCGCCGUGACCAAGGAGGACCUGGCUUGUCUGGAUGGCGGCGAGUUCCUCAACGACGUCAUAAUCGACUUCUACCUCAAGUAUCUCCUCCUGGAGGGUGUCGGCGGCUCGGUGGCUGAGCGGAGUCACGUCUUCAGCAGCUUCUUCUACAAACAGCUGAGCAGACGUAGAGCCGCUGGAGAGAACGACGCCCCGUCCGUCCCUGAUCGUCACAUGAGGCACCAGAGGGUAAAGACCUGGACCCGCCAUGUUGACAUCUUCACCAAAGACUUCCUGUUUGUGCCUGUCAAUCAAGAGGCUCACUGGUUCCUGGUGCUGGUUUGUUUCCCGGGACUGGAGGAGGUUCAGUACGAGGAGUUUCACAGCCCCACAGGUGGAUCAGAGCGAGCUGCAGGAAAACCUUCCCUGAGAUCACAGCAGCCACCGGAGUGCCUUCAGCAGGGCUGUCACAGGGACACGGUGGUAAAGAGGCCGUGCAUCCUGGUCAUGGACUCACUGAAGCUGUCAUACCACGAGAACGUCUGCAGACUCCUCAGAGACUACCUGCAGGUGGAGUGGGCAGUCCGGAGGGGGACGUCCCGUCUGUUCACGUCCGACACCAUGAGGAGCUCCAACUGCCGCGUUCCCCAGCAGGACAACAGCAGCGACUGUGGGGUUUACCUGCUGCAGUACGCCGAGAGCUUCCUGCAGAACCCCGUGGUGCACUUUGACCUUCCGUUGCGUUUGGAACACUGGUUUCCUCGGCAACGUGUUCGACAGAAGCGCGAGGAGAUCCGAAGUCUGAUAAUGAGGCUGCACCAGAGUCAGAAGAAAGAGAAGUGAAGGCGGGCCGGGCCGGGCCGAUAACUCACCUGUGCAAUAAAUAAUUUAUAGUUUUUCUAUGUUGUUAAAAUGUUUUUACUUUGUCGUCAAAUUAUUUAAAAUGUUACGACAAUAAAAUUUCCUACAAACGUU